This is a messenger RNA of Xyrichtys novacula (pearly razorfish), 13788 nucleotides long. NCBI's taxonomy places the organism in Eukaryota, Metazoa, Chordata, Actinopteri, Labriformes, Labridae. The record is from the annotation of a GenBank genome assembly.
ACACAGCAGCUCCUUCUCCUGCAGAAAAUUACAAUCUCUAUCUGACUGUUAUAACCAACCAACCAUGCGCACCAAGGCGUGGUGCUCUUGAUCCUCAUUUACAUCUCGCUUUUUUAGCAAGUUUCAAUUUUACGAGACGACCAUCUUUUUCCAUCCAGAUGUGCAGCCAAUGAGCAGCCUCCUUCCUCCAGCGAGGGAAGGAGGCGGAGGAAGGAAUGCUGCAGGAUGCUUAUUAUCAUGGCUGUCAAACCCGGUGGCGAUUAGAUUAAACCUGCUUUUUCAUGUCAGAUUUAAGAAGAUGAGAAGCACCAUGUCCGCAGCAGGUGUCGCGGUGUGGCUCGGCACAGGUACGUGCCGAUUAAACUCGGGGAUAUGGGGGAUAUUCAUGCUUUUUGUCCUCGAUGUAGCGUCCAUGUUUGUUAGCUCGCUAGUUAGCUUAGCUGCUGCGCUCAUAUUUUCCAGGAGGCUGAGGGGGGACAUGGAAAAACUGGCUAACUAUAGACAGCGAUACCGUUAGACGGGCUGACAGCCUUAAAAUUUAACAUUGAAGGGAUAUCUUUUGUGAAAUAACCUUAAAAAGGACAGUAUUAUCAUCAAUAUCGUACCUUAUUCUGCUAGUUUUGCUUUUAUUGCCGUUGGUAAGCAGCGUUUGUGCCCUCGCGCAGGCCUGUUUACCUGUGGUCCAGGUGUUUUAUGGAUGCCCAAUUAAAAAGCUAAAACCUCAUAAAUGAUAUAUGUAGUUGCUCUAGAUGGAUUCAGAGCUUUGUUAAAUGAGGUAGGCAAAGGGACAGCAUACGUAUUAUUCCAGCUGUGUAUCACAGGUGCACACAUCCCUCAUCAGUGAAAAUAUGUAUUCAUUAUUUACAGUUUAAAACAGUAAUUAAGGUCCAACUAAGGCAGUCUAAUGCUAACCCAUGGUAGUAGCAUUGUUUGGUAAAAUUGAGGUGCAGAUUUAAGUUAAAAUUCAGAUUUUUAUGUUUAUGAAGUCAGAGCAGGUAAAUAAUAAAUCAGUAUUUGAGUUAUUUACCCUUCACCUGCAACAGACUUUCAUUCAGGCUUAUUCAACUUCUUUUUUUUUACGCAGAAAGGCUGUGACAUUUUUUUUUAUUGUGCUCUUUAAAAGUUUCUCUGCUUUUACAGUGUGUAUAUACAGGUUUAAAAUAAUGCAUAAAAAGAAACAUCAGUUUACCAUCAAAUAAAAAAAAAAUCUAUUUUUAUGUCAUUAUGGUGUAUGAAGUUUGCUUUUUCUAGGUCUCAACAAUGCCACAUACUUUCAAUUGAAGCUUAAAAAAUCAGCUGCAAAACUUUAUAAAAAAUGUGUUCUUUGUGGUUCUUGUGUUAGAUUUACAUUUAUUUAUGCCUAGUGCUCAAUUAACAUUCAAAGUGUAUCGAUCUGAGGCUCUAAAGACACAAAUGUUCCAUUCAUGCUCUCAUUCAUUGAUCCAGUAGUUUACAUUGUGCAUGCCUAUGAUGCCAAAGACACAACUUUGCAUGAGAGAAAUGUCCGUAUGGGGAGAUCCAUGAGCUUGAAGCAGAGAACAGCCCUGCACAGAGAUGGUGAGUGGGUGUGUGCAGUGGUGCACUUCACUGUUGACCCGUUGUCCCCUCCCCCCAUCAUAACACAGUGACACGCUCAACUGGUUCCCCAUUAAUACUGGCAUUAUUGUCUUCAGUUAUUCGCUGUCCCACUUGGACUUACAAUACUUUUGUUGUCGCAGCAGUUUGCUGGAUUUAAACUUUGUCUGAACUUCCUCCACAAUCAUAAUCCAUAAAACAAUAGCCUGUUUCUUCUUUUCAACAUGAUACUGAUCAUUUAAAACAAUCCUUUAUAGAAAUGAUUGAUUUACAUACCUUUAUAACGCGCUAGAAGACUCAACUGUGUAUGUCAUGUCCACUCUCCUCUUCAGUCUUCGCCUUCUGCCUCUUGUGACACAAACUACUUUCACUUCCAGGUCUGUGUUUAGAACUACAAGCCUCAAAUGCAUCACAGCCUCGCUCCAAACAGUAGCGAUCCUUGUUGUCUGCAUUUCCCCUCAAACACCAAAAAAGGCACAUGCGUUCCUCCUGACCCCCGGACGCCGACAUGCACACAUAACGCUGAUUCAACAAAACAGAAGAACAUCCCUUUUUGAGCUUUGCCUGAGCUGUCUAAUGGCCAUGGUUCGUAGGGACGGUGUUGGUUUAACUCUGAGGCAUCAUUCCUGAGAUUUCAGCCAAUGCAAGGGCAGCCCAGGGGGGCACAUAAUCUGGUUAGCCAUUUCUGUAACCUUCAAGGCCUGUUAGUGAUCAGCUCUUAGAAAAAAACAUGAGCAAGACUGUCAGUAGAGUCAAAUUCCUGCAAUAUGUUUCAUACUUUUUAACAAUUUUUUUUUCAUUUUUACUCGUUUAACCAGCAAGAUCAAGCUUGUUUUGUGUGUUAGCAGGUAUUCUUUUAACCAGAGCAUGAGCAGGUUCAGUAUUAACCAGUAAUUGGUGAUGUAUUAUGUGCAAGUCCAUCAUCUCAAGAAGGCUUGGCAGGAACUCAGCCUCCUGCAAAUAAGCUGAUCUGAUGCAGCUUAGCUAGUGAUCUUAACUCAGACUUUUAGAGGCUGCAGUCAAAGGUGAGGCAGCAGGAACCUGUGAAGCUGACAGAGGGCUGCUGAGAGUGCUGGUUAGGCUUGACUGUUUGUUGUUGCAUGGAGGCUUAAAUGUUGAGAGGCUGGAGCCCGUUUCAAAUCCCACAGGUCAUUUUCUAUUCCUCAAACGAUUAAGUGAGAGCGAGCCAUCUGUGCUCUCCUGCCUGUCUCAUCUGGGGACGUGUCACAAGUGUUCACAACGCGUCCGGGAGGGUCUCUGAGCGGAGGAGAAUAGCCGGUGUUUGACCUUGACCGGGAGCCUUUGACUGUGUGGUCCUUUUGUGCGGUGAAGAAUUGAUGAGGCCCAAUGGGUCCUGGUAAUAGAAUCCGAGCGUGUGCAUUCAGAGGGGGAUUUACAGAUCGACUGAUGCCAUCGUUAGACCCUGUAUCAAGAUUUAUUUUUAGUGUCUGGACGACCUGGAUGUCUAGGGGUGCAGUGGGUCAGUCAUGCUCAGGUGGACUCCUUUAUCCGUUCUGGGACAGGACACACCAUCUAGUCUAGAAGUCACCCCACAUUUAAAGCCUAAUAAACACUAUUGAUUCUACCUAGCUAUGAGCCCUUAGGACACACGACAUAUGGCUGGCUCAGCACCUGUUUUGAGACACAGAUGUUGCUCAGUUUAAGACACAGAGGGGACUGGUUUAUAACUUUACACUUCUAGUGACACAUGAUCACACUCACUCAGAUUGCAGUUAGGUAGUUUGGUCUUGUAGAUAUGGCCCUCUUUAAUAAUCUGCGGCUUACUGUGUCACCUAAUCUUCCCUAACCCCUUUGUGCACCCUGGUAAUAGAUAAUGCUUAACAACUGAAGAUCACAUACUGACUUCCUUUUUCAUGACCAGGGAUUAAAAUGUAAAUCCUGCUCUAUUACUCUCUUCAGCAGGGACUCUCCUUGGAAAUCAGUGUCUGCUCCAGGAAAGGGCUUUCAGUGUGGAACAGGAGCUGAAGCCCACUUUGUUAUAGCCCCCUAAAAGAGAAAAACAGCAGAGUCGAGAAAAUGAUCAAAUGCGUACUCCUCAUAUGGUAUGACUCUCUAAGCCUGUUAAAGGUCUAAAAAGUAGGGCUGUAAAGUCCUAGUCGACUGGUCGACUUAUUGGUCGAUACUGCUGAGUCAACCUAAAUUCUGAUCGGUCGAUUUGAUUGUUUUCCACGUCCAUUUACAGUCUAUGGCUGUGUCCGAAAUGGAUCCCUAACCCCUAUAUAGGCGACUAUACGGGGGUUAGCGCCAUUUUGAGGGGUGUCCAAAACCUGAGUCAUCAAUUCCAAUGCCCCAUAUAGGCGACCCAAAAUUUCCCAUAGAGCAUUGCAAAAUGUAGUGACCAUCCGAUGGUCACUCACUGGUGGUGGGCAUCCUGUCAUGCAUUGCGUCUUGCCAUGUAGUGUCCAAAACCUCCAUAGUCAGCUAUGUAGUGAAAUUCCAUAUGGGGGUUAGGGAUUGAGUGAUUCAUUUCAGACACAGCCUAUGUUAAUUUCUUCAGAAGGAACGUACCAAAUGCUAAAGGGGCGUUUUCAGAAAACCCCCUAACAGGUAACAGCCUGUCUCAGAACACCCCCCUUGUUUUCACCAUUUUGGAUUUGUCCAACCCACUGGAGACCAGAUGGAGACAGGAAGAUUGAAGAGCAUCAACGCUAAUCGACGAGUGGUGGCUCGCUGUAUAUGUUUAUUUUACCCUUUAGUGUUUAAUUGCGUUCUUGUGCCGAUAUCAGUAUAUUUUCAUCUCACAGAGCCACGCUCCGUGGAGCCGCAUCAUCCCCCACUGCACAAGGGUUUGCCAUCACAGUCUGAACCCCCCUCCCUUCCCGAUUAGUCGAUUUUUGGUCGAAUUUCAGGGUUUUAGUCGACUAAGAAUUUCUUUGGUUGAUUGCAGCACUACUAAAAAGAGGCCCUGCUAGCUGUGUCUUGGCUCCCUUUUUAUGCAUUUUCAGCCUCAUUAUCGCUGAAAUUCAACCAUUAAAUUCCUUAUUUUCUUAAUUGUAUUCUGUCACUCAGUAUCCAACCUUCCAUCCUACACCGAAACAAGCAAACUAAAACUUCAGCUUCUAAAUGUCAGUUAUUGGUCUUAUGAACUAAGAAUAAUCAGUAUCAGUCCGCCCCCGUUAAAAAUAAAGACCAAAGUACAACCUCAGUCCCAAACACACUGGAGCAUUGUGUCCAGUUUUUCAACAACAUAAUUUGGUUGAAAAUUCUGCAAAGACAACAUAAGAAAUGUUAGAAUCAUCAUUUUUAGAUUUGAUGCCAACAAUGAAGAUGGGCACAGCUUUACAGCUACUAUUGUAGUGAACAUGCUGUUAUCAUAAUCUGAUUAUUUAAGGGACUUUGCGUGACUGUAACCUUUUCUAAAUAAGUGAAAAAGUAAAGUCAGGAUCCCUGCUGUGCUCCAAAUUAUCUCACAGGGUUGUAAUAUUCACGUAUGGAAUGACUGAUGUAGAACAUGUUAAAUUGAUGCCUAUUUUAAGACAAAAGUGUGGAUAAAUGAUGGUGGAAAAUGAAAUCAGUGACAUUUUGCUAGCUUGGGGCACAAACAGCAUUUUCAUGCUAUCUUGUUGGAGUGCAAUGUGACUGAAGUUUCAUUUCUUCAGGCCAGAACAGUCCGAACCCUAUCCUCUUAUGCAUUGUGGCAACGAACUCCUGCCUCUCCCUGUUUUUCUUCUUCCACCCCCUCCUCCUCCACCUCCCCCUUCUCCUCUUCCUUGUGCUCUCAGUCUCCCAUGGUGAUUAAAAAUUGAAUGCCCACCCACUCAGAGAAGAAAGAAAGAGAGGAAAUAAGGAGUUGGGGAGACAGCUGAGAAAGAAACCCUGUCCCAAGAAGGCAAGAGUGCAAAAGAGAGAAAGAGGGGCAGAGCUGAGCAUUCACCUCUGCUCUGAGAGUGUGCAGAGUUUUGGAGAGGGACUGCCAUUUUACCCAGAAUGCCCUUUAUGAAUACCAACCAAAUGGUUGUGUUUAAAAUGGAGUGCUGCUCACAGACUGGACGCCAGAUUUGAAAACAGCUUGAUCUUAUUUCCUUUGCUCCCAGAGUCCUACAAGGUCCAGGUCUGUAGAUAACAAUUGCGAUUUUUGCCGGCGUGCUUUGCAGCCGCUGCUCUGUAUCCUUGGGUAAACCAAAUGCAACCGCCUUUGUGAGAACACGGACACCAUGCAAGAAUCGUAGACACAUUUAUCACAGCAAAAGCAUCGAUCCUCAGUGUGUGAAGAAGGUUAAAAGGCGCCAGUAACCCAAGUGUGUGUGUGCUUUAUUUGUUUUCACCUCAAUUAACACCUUAGCUGUUUUUCUAAUCAGUGCUUUAGGCGGGUCAUCAUGAUGAUGAUGAAUCAAACACUUAGAACAAAAGGAAAAGUCGACUUCUACUCCCAGGAACUUACUUCUGUUAUGUUUGGUGUUUGUGUUUCAGUGGUGACCAUCUUGUCCAGGUCUCAUGCAGACCGUAACGUGUACCCGUCUGCAGGAGUGCUGUUUGUGCAUGUUCUGGAGAGAGAGUACUUCAAAGGAGAGUUUCCCCCCUACCCAAAGUCAGGUAUGACACCAUCACAGUCACAUUUCACUUCAUUAUUUCUCUUCCUGUUGAAAUUUGGAUCUUAUAAAAGGAAGUUUUUGGUGCAGCCAUUUCUCAAAUGCAGCAGAGCGCUGUCUAUUCAUCAUGUGUCUCUUGUAAAAAUGCUUAGCUGCUGCUGGCAACACGUCCACAAAUCAGCUAAUGGCUCUAAAUGUUCAUUGCUGGAUUGGUUUUGGCAUGAAUGGGAUCAUUAAGCGGCUCUGCCCACAGGUGAUGCCAGCAACGAUCCGAUUACUUUCAACACCAACCUGAUGGGCUACCCCGACAGGCCCGGCUGGCUGCGCUACAUCCAGAGGACACCGCACAGCGAUGGGGUGCUUUACGGCUCUCCUACUGCGGAGCAUGUUGGGAAGGCCACAGUCAUAGAGGUGGGCGGUGGGAGUGCUUUGACUCAAGUGUUUAAACUUGUUUGAUAUGUGCAGUAAGGGAAAGUGAUUGUGCUGUGUGGAAAGUGAUGAAAAAAAUCUAAAGCAGUGAGUGUUAAUGAUCCAUAAAUCUCAGCCAGUUCAAUAGGAGGCGGUGUCGAAUGUGCAGCUACACAUUUAAAUUGAUUAAACUUGGCAUGGCUGAUUUUUAUGCCUUAAGUAAUAACAUAGUGCAAUGUUAUGCUCAGAGUCUUCAGCCUUAAAUUCCAUUAUGUUUUUUCAUGCCUUCUUUGUCCCCCAUAAGCUACUGUAGGAAAUUCUUCUCCCAAAAGGCUUAACGUUCCCAGCGGUGCACAUGUGCCUAUAUCGGCGCCUCAGUCGGGUACAGAGCCUGCGUGGUGUUUCUGCCUCGGCCUGGUCCAAGGGGGGGGGACUGCUGCCAUAUAAGCUUCACUGAUCUGGGCUUAAACUUUCACCCCUGUGUGUUGCAGAUUACUGCCUAUAACAGACGCACUUUCGAGACAGCCCGGCACAACUUGGUCAUAAACGUCAUGGCUACAGAAGGUAAGAGGCGCCAGUGCGAGAGCUUAGGGCAAACACAGAUCAGACUGUGCAGCUUCCCUGAUUAAAUCCUGGGGGCACAUUCAGCACUUUAAUGACCCGGGCUGGAGAGAAAGCGAGACGCCAUUGAUCACUUUUGUCCCGGACUUAUCAAUAAUCUAUAGAAAAGCAGUGAAUAGUUUAGCUUGAACCGUGUUUUCAUGAGUUCAGUCACAGCCAAACUGUAAUUAUACAGUCAGGAACUCGUGUUUCAUGGUUUAUUAAGUGUCCCUAAAGGGCUGUCAUUAUUAGUUAGUGUUUGUUCAGGCUUGUAUGAACACACAGUUCUACAUCGAUACAGAGUGUGACAGUACUGAGUAUUUAUAAUACAUUUAUGAGUAUCAGCAGUUCAAUUAGCUCUUAAAUCUGUGCAUGCUUGUUAACCAGCACGGUAUAAACUGAGCACCAACAUGACGUCACUCUACCUGUUCUCUGAAGUCAUCAAGAAGGAGACCAAGUCGUACCAAAGAGGGGCAGACACACCAGCGCCUGUUGUCCAGACUGGUGGAGCUGCCCUCCUGUCUCCUUUGUCUAGUAACUCUCUCCUCUCCCUCCCUUUGCACAGAGUUCCCUCUUCCCUUCCAGGCCGAGUUUUACAUCAAAAACAUGAACGUGGAGGAGAUGCUGGCCAGUGAGGUGCUGGGCGACUUUUUAGGAGCAGUGAAGAACGUGUGGCAGCCUGAGCGCCUCAACGCCAUCAAUAUCACCUCUGCGCUGGACCGAGGUGGCCGUGUGCCCCUGCCCAUCAACAACCUCAAGGAAGGGUGAGGAAUUUGAAUCUUUUCGGGGUUACUUAAGGGUUUUGAAAGCCUGUCAUGUCCUGAUGAAGGCCUCAGUGGCUGAAAUGUGCAGGCAUACUUCUACCGUGUUUUUUGUGGCCCUAAAAAGUAAAGAAAUUUGAGGGAAAUUUCAGGCAGCAAUUUUCAAUUCUUAAAACUCCAGUUCAAUAACCAAGAGGUUUUCCAGUCCGAGAUUCUUGGCUUCUCUUUCACCCUCUAAAUCAAACAUGUUGCUUGUAUCUUCGGCCCACAUAUUGUGCAGAGAUUUCAUUUCAUUGGGGCCUCAGGAAUCUGAAGCUUGCUGUGAAUUAGCAGAGUACACUUGGUCCUGAGCACUAACAGACGCCGUCAGCUGCUCUCUGUCAGAAGGGACCGGCCCACAUAAACUGCCAUAAGAUGUGCAUCAAAGAUUCAUGCUGACGUUUGGAAGACGAAAGCAUCUCAUGAACACUCAGUGGAGGGAAAAUGCUGCGACUGUUAUGAGCCUGAGCAUCAACUCGUCACGAAAUGAGGCUCCAUCUCCCCCUCCUCUCUCAUGCUCUGUACGUCCCUGUCUGUCCCUCUCCAGGGUUUAUGUGAUGGUUGGUGCUGAUGUUCCCUUCUCCUCAUGCCUGCGGGAGGUGGAGAGUCCUCAUAACCAGCUGCGCUGCAGUCAGGAGAUGGAGCCAGUCAUCAGCUGUGACAAGAAGUUCAGAGCUCAGUUUCACAUAGAUUGGUGUAAGAUCUCUCUGGUAAGGAUGGACCUGAAGUAAAACUGAAAAUAGAGGUUUCUUUGCACUUCCUGAUGAAACAUCUCACUGAGGGCUGUUUGAUUUGAUUUUUAACUUUAAAAGCAGGAAGUUAGGGAGAGACUUAUCAUAGGUAUUGAUUGACUUUUGUAGGAAAUAGUGCUGAGUGGAGGAGAAUUCAAACACAAACAGAGUGAGGACAUUUACUGUAAUUUCACCCACCUUUAAGAUCCUGCUUAUGCCAGGUGCUGGAUAUUACGAUCUGAAGCUGUUCAUUGUUUGCAGUAGUGUGACAGAUUAACAUUCAUGCAGUCAUUGAUUCUGUCGGUAUUUUGUUGAAGGAAUGUGGAUAAUUUAGUUAGUAUAAUUUUGUAGUAUUUCUGAUCUUACAGAAUGGAGCUAAUUCCGAUCUCAUCUUUUAAGCAAACUCAUUAUUUAUACUCUAAGUGUUUUCAUUCAGUUCCAUAACUUAAGAUCGACCAGAAGUCACUUAUACUUUAAAUAAAAGCAUAGCUUUACAGUGCAGUUAAUAAAGUUACCUAAAAACAAGUAUCAAAAUAAAAGCAUGACAAUUAGUUUUUUUUAGAGGCAUUGUCAUCUCCAAAGAGGUGUUGGUCAUGGGCCUGUGAUGUGGAUAAGUAAUAAAUGUAAACAUUAUCAGAAACAGCUGAUCACAUGUAAGUUAAUACAGAAGUAUUGUGUUGCUUCACCCUCGUCUUGCCUUUCCUCACUUUUACUUGUUGCGUUGUCUUGAAAAUCCAGUAUCUCAUCAGCCCUUAUUUUAUCAGUGAAUUUAUUAGUUAGUCUGCAGGAAAAUGCCAUUAUAGGACCUACAGUUGGUAAACCCUGAAAGGGGGGAAAGUACUCGACUCUUGCUGGUGCUAAUUAAAAGGGUUUUUUAAAUAUGUAUCACCAAUGUACAAAAGUUACUUUUACUUUUUCCCUCAGGUCGACAUCAACAAAGUUGUACCAGUGUACAUCCCCCGUCCCGACCCAGGCACUGGGAUUCUGCCUGAGUUUGCUCCGUAUGACCCCCCCUCCGAGUCUCUGAAGAGCCGGGACUACUUUUCAGACUUCCUCAUCACGCUGGCCGUUCCAUCCGCUGUGGCACUGGUCCUCUUCUUCAUCCUCGGCUACGCCAUGUGCUGCAAACGUGAAGGGGUGUAAGUGUGCUCUUGUGGUCUUGUACUAAUGCAAAUAUAGCUUCAGACAGCCCCACAAACAUUGGAGGGAAGAGCAGAGUCUGUCCUGAAGUGUAUGAGAACCAAAAUGGAAGAUAGGAUGAAUAGAGCAGGAUGUUGAAAUAAGAGACAUGAUCUGGACUUGGAUUGCAGCUUUUCAUUUCCAUCCGGUUGCAUUUAUAUUCAGUUUUUAAUCUAUAUUUUGAUUCUUUUUCUUUUUUUUUUUUAACAUGUACAUCAUAGUGUCUGAGGCACAGCAGUGACAUUCAUCCUCGAUAAAGUCAUUCACCAUUUUUUCAUCAUUUACAGGCUGGGAGAGACGUGCCCCCUCGUUCAUUCAACGCCCCACAUCCACCGCCAUUCCCACUCUGUCUUUACCCAUCCACUUGUGUGUAGAUGUGUGUUUAACUAUUAAUAUUAGUAUUUAAUUCAUCCAUUUUGUUUUGUUCCUAGGGAAAAAAGAAACAUGCAAACACCAGAGUAAGUGUUUUACCUCUCCUGCUGUGUUUUGCUUUAUUUUGGCUCUGUUUCUGCCUCCUCCCCUCUCUCUCUCUUUGUUUGCAGUUUUGUCAUCUAUGUUGUCACUGACAGCUUUCUCAUUCCCAUUCAUAUGCUCAUGUGUGUGUUGACAUCUUUCAUCCAAUGGGCUGCUCCAAAAAUUCAAAGGCCAGACGUAGGUGAUUAAUGGUGUUGAAGUAGAAAAGGUCUUGAAACAUACAUGAAUCUUUGAAUAGUCAGAGAAGGCUGCAGUGUUAGGUGAAGGUGGAUGUUCUGUUUCUGUCUUGCAUGCAUGGACUGAUUGCAGAGCUUCCUCCUGCAGUGACUAAGUGAUUGCUCAUAAAAAAGAAAAAAAAAAAACAGUUUUACAGUCAAAGAGGCAUUGCAUACGGGCUGAAGCAAAUUAACAACACUGACAAUGAUGGGAACACAAGCUCAUAGGUGUAAACUCCGCUGCCUCUUCCCUCUCCAGCAUUCAGCUGGUUCACCACAGCUCCAUCCAGAAGUCCACCAAGGAGCUGCGGAGCAUGUCUAAGAACCGAGAGAUCUCCUGGCCGCUCUCCACUCUGCCGGUCUUCAACCCGGUCAGCGGCGAGGUGGUGCCACCGAUCCAUCCUGACAACUAUGAGACCACCAGCAUGCCCCUCAUGCAGACACAGACGUGAGUGGAAAAUAAAUAGUAAAGUAGUGUGAAGAGAGCACUCACUUUUGAUACAGUCUUUGCCAUUUAAAAAGUGAGCUGCAUAACUUAACCCUCUGAAAGCAGAGAGGUUACAAUAACACCUUAAAAUAAUAGUGAUAUGUGACAUUAAGUUCAUUACCCUUUUGGAGUGCUGAUUCAAUCAAAAAGACUCCUCGAUUUAAGACCAGUGACCGUCCUUCAAAGUUGGACUGUGUCAUACAUUUAACAGAUCAGACGUUUCAACCGCAGCCUUCUUGAUUUUAUGACUAUUCUUUCAGAACUGGCCAUAUUUCGCAUGAAUUAUCAUCGGACAUUUUCAGAUGGCAGGAUUGUCCUCAGGUCACAUUCAGGAUGAGAAGCUCAAAUAAUGGUUAAGAUGUCCUGCUGUGUUCUGGGUUUGCUGAGUCAUACAAGAGUCUUCAACGUUUGCUUCCAUAUCACUGCGUCUCGCUUAAGGAGGUGUUCAAAUCUGGAGGUGCUUUGAGCCACAUGUCAUGUGAAAAACAGUUCUUUGGUGCGGUUUAGCUCAGCAGUUACAGCCCUACAGAGAAGAGUAGCCACAGUCACAGCUUCUCUCACACAGCUGUCCUCUGCUUUCCUUUCAAACUAAGGGAAAAAUUACAAAGUUUACAAGUAAUUACAAGUAAUGGUUUAGUAACUUGUUAGCUUAGUAAAGGAUAGUGCAAAUGAACUGGUGGUUGAGCAACCACCCACUAAGCUGACAAGUUGACACGAAGUAUAGGACUACAGAUGAUCUUAUCGAUCUGAAAAGGAUAAACUUGACACCAAGGCCCUUAAACUACAUGCUGUAUUGUCAGUUUUUACUCCUAAUUUGGCCAACUAUUAUUAAAUAUAUAACAAGCUGUAUUGAGGACAACUUUAAUCAAGCAGUAAAUACUGUUUACUUAUAAGAGAAAUGUUUACUGAGCUUAUAGAUGAGAUGAGAAGUACAGUAAUUUUAUCCUUUGGUGUUAACCAUCGACUGUAUAUAGAAUGGACGUCAUCUGCCUCUUUGCUGGGUGAGCACCCUCUGGUGACUGGUUGCAGUAUAGGUCAUAAACCCCGCCUCCUCUAGCAAAAUGAAUGCAGCUGUGGACAAACUUCAGAAAUUAAUUACACAGACUAUAAUUUUUUUCCCCCCUGCUUGUGAUGUUGACAUGUAGUUACUGUAAGACUGGUUUGUGCUCAAGUCGUCUGUUUUUCUGUGCAGCUCCUUUUUUAAAAGUUAUUAAAGGGUUCAUGUUUUCUAUGAUUGACACUUGAUACAGCCUAUGGGCGUACAAAGGCUGGGGAGGACAUCCAGGGGGUGAUUCUCCUGCUGAACGCUACUGCACAAAUGCCAGUAUCAGGAAAUGCAGAAAAUUCUUGGAAAUAGCAAGAGUAAUUUUGCUUCAAAUUUGUGUAUUGCCGGUUUAUGGUCUUCGGUUACUUUGUUACCAGUGGAAUCACCCCCUGAUGGCCUUUACAAAGAAUGCAGGUUUAAGGCCUGUUCGCACUGACUUUCCUUUGAGACUUUUUUGCUCCGUCUGCUUUUGUACCGUCACACCGUAUGUUGGUGAAUAAACAGAGUGUCAAACAGCCGCCUGUGCUCACAUGAAGAGCGCACAUGCACCCACGCUCAUUAGCAGCCACACAGAAGCAUGGCUUAGAGGAGAAACACGAGCCCUGACAAUACCAUUAUUGUUUAAUCUCGCUUUAAGAGCCUCUAACUAUGCAAUGUUUACAGCGAAAGCUAUAAGGAGCAUGUCUGGCCUUUAGGGGUGAAAAAAAAAACACCACCACAGCUUAAGAGACUCAAGCCGUCCCAUGAUUUUUCUUAAUGGGCUUGAAGCUCAGAAAAAAUUUGCUAAUACAACAUGCUUUCACAUGAUACUAAAAGGUUCUGUGCUGUAUGUGCAAGGCUGUUUGCCUCAUUAUGAUUGUUUGUGAUUUCAGGAAUCUGCAAAACCAGAUUACGAUACCACAGCAGCGGCCAUCAGGUGGGUGUUUUCUUCAUUUGUAAGGUAGUCUAACAAUCUAAUUCCACCUGCAUGUGACUGAAUUAGCAAGAAAAGGCCUGGGUUCUAGAGAAAGGACAAAUAAAACUACAAUCUGUCUCUUCUGUACUAGUUUGGGAAUAUAUCACUGAGCUGCUGUCAUGUCUGUCCAGUCUGGCUCAAGCCUCUGCAAACCCAGCCUUGUGCAUGUGUGUGAGCGCCCCCCAGUGUGCAUGAAGCUCAUCUGCAUGACAGUAUCAGCACUAACCUGCUGCUCUUUUUCAUUCACUGCUAACAAAGGAGAGAAUUAUGUCAUGUCAACAUUUCGAAGGCUGGAGGUAGGUCUUACUGAAGAGUUUCUUUUCCUGAACACCUCCUUACUGCUGGAAAAACACGUACUUUUCAUGUGACGACAAAUGUCUGGGUUUAUUCCAGGUAAAUGGUAUUCCUGAGGAGAGGAAGGUGGCCGAAGCACUGAAUUUGUGACCAGAAACCAGUGUUGAUUCCAUAUCUAUACGUUUUUAUUUCCUAACAAUUGUGCCAAUCUGCAUGCCUCAAGUGUUUUCAGAAUUUGCCGUCCAUGUGCACUUACACCUCAAAAGAGUGAGAGUGUGAAACUAAGAGAAGAGCUUAGCCCAUUAGUAAUAUAUAUUAGAGUAUUUUUAAAUAUAUGUGUAAAGAAUUCUGACUUUUAGUGUUUCUACUUGCUUUGCACAACAGAGGAAAAGGGAAUUUUACAAAGAAAUGCUUUACAUGUCAUGUGUUAAUUAUAUGUAAUUUGUCACAUGAGAAUAAAUUCUUACAAACGGGU